UUUGGUCACACCAGCAUUACGAUCAUCGACUCUGGCUGCGCAACUUUUUUAACCUCGCGAACGACUUCAGAUUGUUUCCUCUUUCACCGCUAAAUCUGACAGCAACACGAUGGCAAAUGAAGCCAAGCCAUGCCCCUGUGAUAUCGGUGAUCGGAUGGAGUAUGGAGGGCUCGGCCAGGAGGUCCAGAUAGAGCACACCAACGCGUAUGUGGUGAAACCAUCUGCUGCAUCUGACAAGGCCAUCAUUGUCAUACAGGACAUCUACGGGUGGCAGCUUCCCAACACAAGAUACAUGGCUGACAUGCUGGCUACCAAUGGAUACAUUGCUGUCUGUCCAGAUUUCUACGUCGGAAAGGAGCCAUGGAGUCCAUCACAUGACUGGUCCACAUUUCAGGAGUGGCUUAAAGACAGAAGUCCAACAAACAUAAACAAAGAGGUGGACACAGUGCUGAGGUUCCUCAAGGAGCAGUGCGGGGCCAAACACAUUGGAGUAAUCGGCUUCUGCUGGGGUGGGGUUGCCACACAUUAUAUCGCCCUGCAGUAUCCAGAAGUCAAAGCAGGAGUGUCAUUCUAUGGCAUCAUCCGUGAAAAAGAGGACAGGUACGAGCUGAAGGCUCCUACGCUGUUCAUUUUUGGGGACAAUGAUCACUUUAUCCCGCUGGAUCAGGUGAAUUCCCUUGAAGCAAAGCUGAGGGAGAAAUGCACAGUGGAUCACCAGGUGAAGAUCUUUCCUGGUCAGACUCAUGGCUUUGCCCACCGCAAGAGAGAGGACAUCAACCCAGCUGACAAACCCAGUAUCCUGGAGGCCAGAGCGGACAUGCUCAACUGGCUCAACAAGUACAUGUAACUGAAGUCAGGAGUCAGCACAGACAAACCUGAAAAGGUCAAAUGUAAAAUGUAGAGGUGCCUUUUCACAGCAAGCUGAGGGUGGGGUUUGUUUGAUUGAUGACAUUCCAGUUGUUUCAGAAAUAUAUGAUCUUUUGAAUGUCCAAAUGUUCACGUAUGAGGAUUGAUAAUCAUGUUACUGAAAUGUGAAUAUUAAUUGUGGAGCCAAAACUAUUGAGCACUUUUGCCUUUUGCAUUUUUUUAUGCAUCAACUUAUAAAAUUUUUGUGUAAAUUCUCAACUUUUAUAAAGACAUGUAAUAAACACCUAACGUGGAAUACACACAGAAAUAUUAAAGGCCUGAAAUCAGA
Epinephelus lanceolatus (giant grouper) is the source of this 1195-nucleotide messenger RNA. RefSeq names its product carboxymethylenebutenolidase homolog (Pseudomonas) (gene cmbl). NCBI's taxonomy places the organism in Eukaryota, Metazoa, Chordata, Actinopteri, Perciformes, Serranidae. The record is from RefSeq and is a predicted model, not a curated record. Gene Ontology annotation, molecular function: hydrolase activity.